Molecule: messenger RNA, 5894 nt
Organism: Diabrotica virgifera virgifera (western corn rootworm)
Lineage: Eukaryota; Metazoa; Arthropoda; Insecta; Coleoptera; Chrysomelidae
Exons: 2
Coding region: 1843-5715 (1290 amino acids)
Molecular function (GO): nucleic acid binding; nucleotide binding
Source: RefSeq, a predicted model, not a curated record
AAUUAAUGCUAAUAUUAAGUGGUAGGAUUUCAAAGAGGCCUUAUAUGUAACAUUUUGGUAAAACAGACACCACAACGUACUUUAACAUUCAAAAUCAUUUAAUCUGUGGUGUCAUAUGACAAGAUUCGACAAUUAAUACUAAUAAUAAACUCACAGAAGCCUUAUGCAGAACAUUUUGUUAAAACAGACACCACAACGUAAUUCAUCAUUCAAAAUCCUUUAAUUUGAUGGGUCAUACAUCGAUUUCCGCUUAUCCGUUCAAAAGAUAUAUGGUAUAGUACCAUAAAGGCCGUUGCGGUAGCUUGGUCGAACUGCAAACGCUUAUUUAUUGUUAUUGACACUAAAACAAAACCAUUGGCAUAGAAAGAUCGCUUAUCGCAGUUUGAUCUCUAGCAAAUCCUAAUUCGCUCAAUUUUGCACCAAGUGCUCCAUACAAUAUACCAUUCGAAAGGUAUUUUCAUGCAUAUUACGAAAAUCACUCACCAAGUGCGAUACGAUCAUUAUUUAUGACCAAAAACAUCAUAAAACGAACCAACGUCAAAUUCUCAAUACUCUUGUACUAAUUAUAUCGAUAUAAAAUUUAUUUAUAGGAUACCAAAAAGGCAUUAUACGUGGCAUUUUGUUAAAACAGACACCACAACGUAAUUCAUCAUUCAAAAUCCUUUAAUUUGAUGGGUCAUACAUCGAUUUCCGCUUAUCCGUUCAAAAGAUAUAUGGUACAGUACCAUAAAGGCCGUUGCGGUAGCUUGGUCGAACUGCAAACGCUUAUUUAUUGUUAUUGACACUAAAACAAAACCAUUGGCAUAGAAUGAUCGCUUAUCGCAGUUUAAUCUCUAGCAAAUCCUAAUUCGCUCAAUUUUGCACCAAGUGCUCCAUACAAUAUACCAUUAGAAAGGUCUAGACGCUCACGAAGAAGAAGAAAAAGAAGUUGCAUUUGAAAUGUGGGUGUACCGACGCAAUUUUCGUAUAUACUAGACCGAACAUGUAGCCAACGUGGAGCUAAUCCACAUAAUCGGAAAAUGGAAAGAAAUCGUGAACACAAUUUAUUAUCAAGGGCAAAAUAGACAGUACGCAAGGGUUGGUCAGAAGAAAACAUUCGAGGGUCCAAAAUCUGUGGAAGUGGUUUGGAUGCACAUGGAUGCGCAUUGCGCAAUGCGAAUGUUUACGUUUGGUCGAACUAUUCAGAAGUGCCGUACGUAAGCAACAUCAGAAUUUCCAAAUUAAUAGCCAACGUUCACAAUGUACUUAAAGAAGAAAUGUAAAAUCAAUAUCAAAUCCUAGUAUAUUUUACGAAAAUAUUAUAUAAUUUGUAUGAAAUGAAUAAUCAAAGACUUAGAAUUAUUUUUAUAGAAAUAUUUUAAACUGCAUUUUUACAGAUCAAGAAGGUCAACUCUGACGUAAAUAAGUUGUUAUCAAACUACAUUUUUACAGGUCAAAAAGGUCAACUCUGACGUAAAUAAGUUGUUAUCAAACUACAUUUUUACAGGUCAAAAAGAUCAGUUUUAUGAUGCGGUUUCUACUAAUAAAAACGAUAAAUAUAUUAUUUUGUUCUAGAAUUUUAAGCUGAGAUAAGAGAGGGUAUAAAAUGACAGAAUCUAACAAGAACAUUAUAGAUGAGCGAAAGAAAUAGUGAAUUCAGUGAAGUGUGUGUGUGUAUACUUUUAUAAGAUAUUCCUAGCGUUCAGGCGUGUGGUCUGGUGAGUUUGAAAUCGUUUAGACGUGCUCUGGUGAGAGAUAACUUAUUGAUUUUUUGAUACAGAUUUUUGAUAAUUUUUUGGGUUUUUCAUAUUUUAAAAAAUUUAUUAUUAAUCUAUCUUUGAAUAAUAACUUUUGUGUUUAGACAUGUUGGCUAAACUUAUUCAGUUAAUUGCAUCCAUCUUAGGUUUAAUCAGAAAUGAUUAUAAUGAUGAAAAUUUAAGAAAGGGGUUGAUAGAAUGUAAUAAGACAUCCAAAAAAUUAAGGGACUCUAUGAGAUAUGCCAAGACGAUUGGUGAAAAGCAGCACCUCGAAGCCCAGAUGCGGCAGGUGAAAACAUUAAGAAACCAACUAAAAGCCGAACAGAAGAAGGGGGCGGGACUUAACACUCGACCGGAGACUGCUUACAAAAGGGUACAAUGGGAUGACUCUAUAUCUGCAUUUAAUUCAAGAAUUAGAACUGGAGUCAUCUCAAACCUUAAACACAAGGACCCGGGUAGUUUCCUGGUAGAUUGCAAAGCCCUAUUCAAACGUAGAAUUCAUAACGCUCUUAAGCAAAAUGAGGCAGUAAAGGUGAAUAUGGUAUUUGGUGGAGAAUUUCAAGUAGCCAGCGGAGAUAAGGUCCUCAAUGAUACCAAGUAUUUCACUACUUCAAACUCCCCCAUCUAUAGAGAUACGAAUAUUGAUGAAUGGUUUGAGAAAAAAGUAGUGGAGCCCAUCUCCAGAGACUUGGAAGAAUUCCAAGAACGCGAUUCUGGAUGGGCUCUAAAGGCAGUUGUUAACCUGGGAGUCAACAUUAACAAAUUUACACCGCAGCUUGGCUCCUCAUACAUUGAACUUCCCCCUCAGAUAAAAACAAAACAGGCAUGCAUUAAUGUUAAGAACGAUGACGAGGCAUGCUUUGCAUGGGCUAUCAUAUCGGCAUUAUACCCUACAACUAAAAAUGUCGAUUUAAUGACAUCUUACCCGCACUACUCGAGCAUAUUAAAACUUAAAGGUAUUCAGUGGCCUAUGACCAUCAAACAGAUUCCGAAUUUUGAAAAGCAGAAUAAUAUGUCGAUCAACGUGUACAUUUUGAAAAAGGAGAAGAAAAACUAUACGACCCUCCCAACCUUCCUAACAAAGAACAAGAAAGAUAAACAUGUGAAUCUUCUUCUUGUUCAAGAUACAUAUGAUGAGCAAGGUCCGAUUAGAUAUCAUUACGUUUGGAUAAAAAAUCUAUCCCGUCUGCUUUCCAACCAAUUAAGUAAAGAUAAGGGAACAAAGUAUUUCUGCGAUAGUUGUUUACAUUAUUUUAUUACUAAGGAAAAGCUAAAUGUUCAUAAGGCAUGCUGCAAAGGGCGAUCAGAUGUUAACUGUGAUAGGUGUUUACAAACAUUUUCAUCGUCUACACAGCUAGAAGCCCACACCAACGAUUGUGUAAGAAUAAAUGAAACAGCCAUCAAAAUGCCAGAACAAAGUCGUAAAAUGCUAAGAUUUAAGAAUUUCUGGAAUAAGAUUAAAGCCCCCUUUACCGUUUACGCAGAUCUCGAAAGUGCUCUAAAACGUACAGGAGAUCCUAAGAAACAUCAGGAACACAUUCCUGUAGCAGUUGGGUAUUUUUUCAAAUGUUCAUAUGAUGAUACCCUAUCGUUUUAUAGCUCAUAUCGAGGAAAGGAUUGUAUGAAAUGGUUCGCAGAUGAACUUAAUCAGCUUGCUGUGAAUGUUUCUACAGUGUUUAUGUGCCCAUAUGAUAUAGAUAUGACAUCUCAGCAAGAGAGUGAUUUUCAUGCAGCCACUCAUUGCCAUAUCUGCGAGCAGCGCUUCUCCCUCGAUGAUAAGAAAGUGCGGGACCACAACCACCUCACUCCAGAACAUAACUACAGAGGGGCUGCCCAUGAAGGGUGUAACAUUAAUUAUAAAGAUGCUCACACUAUCCCAGUGAUAUUUCAUAACCUUAGUGGAUAUGACGCCCACUUUAUUGUUAAUGAUAUUGCUACACAAAUCAAAGGUCCCGUAGAUCUUCUUCCUAUUACUAAGGAGAAAUAUAUCUCUUUUACGAAACACCUCAAUGAUGCUCGAAUUAAAUUCCGUUUUAUCGAUAGUUUUCGAUUUUUGGCGUCUUCUCUCGAUAAGCUCUCUUCUUAUUUGACCGAAUAUCCUAAUCUCCGCUCUCAAUAUACUUCGCUUCCUGAGGAGAAUUUUCAUCUUUUAACUAAGAAAGGAAUCAUGCCAUAUGAUUAUAUUGAUUCUUUUAUAAAAUUUACUGAAACGUCUCUACCUCCUAUUGAGUCUUUUUAUAAUAAACUUGACGAUAAACCAUGUCCCCGUCGGCAUUAUCAUAGAGCCCAAGAUGUCUGGUCUUCAUUCUCCUGUUCCACUCUCGGGGAUUAUGUCGAUUUAUACAUGAAAACGGACAUUCUUCUUCUUGCAGACGUCUUUGAGCAAUUUCGAACCAGUUGUCUCAAAACAUAUAAUCUUGACCCAGCUCAUUACUUUACUCUUCCCGGCUUCACGUGGGAUGCAAUGCUUAAGCACACAAAACAGGAACUGGAGCUUUUAACAGAUCCAGAUAUGUUUCUGUUUGUGGAGCGUGGUAUUCGUGGUGGUUUGAGUCAAGUUUGCUCGAAACGCCGCGUCCACGCUAAUAACAAAUAUAUGACAUCUUACGAUCCAUCGAAGCCCGACUCAUAUCUGAUGUAUUUCGAUGUCAAUAAUCAAUAUGGCUGGGCAAUGUCUCAAUUCCUUCCAUAUGGAGGCUUCGAAUGGGUCGAUGCCAACAUUGAUGUCCUGUCCAUAGCUGACGAUGCUUCUGAAGGGUACUUUCUCGAGGUCGAUCUGGCGUACCCCCAACAUAUCCACGAUCGUCAUAAAGAUCUUCCGUUUUGCCCCCAAUCAUUGAACCCUAAAACUAUGCUUCCCCCUAAACGACAGCGAGAGCAAACCAAAUUAAUGGCUACCCUUCAUGAUAAAGAAAGAUACGUAAUUCAUUACAGGGCCUUGAAGCAAGCGCUAGCUCACGGAUUGGUGCUCAAAAAGAUUCACCGAGUCCUGAAAUUUAAGCAGUCUCCUUGGUUAAAGUCAUACAUUGACUUGAAUACAAAUCUCCGGAAGGCAGCGAAAAAUGAAUUUGAGAAAAAUCUUUUCAAACUUAUGAACAAUGCUGUGUUCGGCAAGACCAUGGAAAAUGUACGCAAGCGCGUUGAUAUUAAAUUGCUUACUGAAUGGGAGGGUCGUUACGGAGCUGAAGCUCGAAUAAGCAGUCCAUUGUUUAAGAAUGUUACUAUUUUUAACGAAAAUUUGGUAGCUGUCGAGAUGCGUAGAGCGGAAAUAUGGUUAGAUAAACCAAUAUAUGUGGGCAUGAGUAUACUGGAUUUGGCUAAAACUACGAUAUACGAUUUUCACUAUGGGUAUUUAAAUAGAAGGUUUGGUGAGAACUUUACGACCUGCUAUACAGAUACCGAUAGUGUGAUCGUGGAGAUACGGGAAAAAGAUCCCUAUGAGGCUAUGAAAACAGACUGUCAUCGGCACUUUGACACGUCUGACUAUCCUAAAGACAAUAUUUAUGGCAUUCCCCAGGUUAACAAGAAGGUGUUGGGUAUGAUGAAGGAUGAGAAUAAUGGCUGCAUUAUGACUGACUACAUAGGGCUCCGAUCUAAAUUAUACACGAUAAAAGUAGCUAUCACAGAUAAUGACAUCAAAAAACUGAAGGGGAAGUUGAUAGAUCAGGAGUAUGAGGACGAUGAGAUUGAAAUACUUAUUAAAAAUUAUGGUGUGACAAAGAAGGCGAAGGGGGUUAAGAAAUCUGUUGUAAACACUAAAAUUACCUUCGAAGACUACGUCGAGUGUUUAGAUAACUUUACAACUAAGACAGCCUCACAGAAUCUAAUACGCUCAGAUAAGCACCAUGUUUAUACCAUAACACAAAGCAAGAUUGCGCUCAGCCCUAAUGAUGAUAAAAGAAAUCACCUUCCGGAGUCUUAUGACACGCUUCCCUGGGGGCAUUAUUUAGUUGAUAAUCUUGAGCUGGACGUUGAUUAGAUUUAACACAAAGUAAGAUUUCGAUAAGCCAAUCCUAUUUUAACAUUUAUCCUUGAUAAUUUGAUUGACUUUAAGAUGGAUGUUAAUUGAAUAGUCAUUUUUAAAGCUUUAUUUAUUACAACUACAAUAUUGAUACCUACAUCUGAAUCAGUCACUUUUUAUUAUAUUGCUCUUUUCAC